Aegilops tauschii subsp. strangulata is the source of this 405-nucleotide messenger RNA. NCBI's taxonomy places the organism in Eukaryota, Viridiplantae, Streptophyta, Magnoliopsida, Poales, Poaceae. The record is from RefSeq and is a predicted model, not a curated record.
AUGGCCGGGCGGGUGGAUCUCGUCCCACCCGCCGGAUCCGGCGACGAGGUGGCGGCCGGCGACGGAGCCGACCUCCGGCGAGGCGCGCGCGACGCCGGGGAAGGCGCGGGGAGCGGCGACGGGGCGAGGGUGCGCGAAGGCGGCGAGGAGGAGAUCGCCGGCGGCGAGCGGCGUGGUGGCGCGGGAUCGGGGCGCGACCGGACGGCGGGCGGAGGAGGCUUGCCGGUGACGGGCGGAGGGCGCGGGGGCGCGCGGAGGCGAGGCGCCUCGGGCAUGGGCGGCACUCGGCCCGGAUCCAACCUGGGGCGGGCCUCGGAUGGGCCGACCGGGCCCUGGGCGGCACGGGGGAGGACAAGGGGACGCGGCGAGGCCACGUGGCGCUCCCGGAAUGGCUGGAAACGAUGA